Messenger RNA from Nothobranchius furzeri (turquoise killifish), 3791 nucleotides. The record is from RefSeq and is a predicted model, not a curated record. NCBI's taxonomy places the organism in Eukaryota, Metazoa, Chordata, Actinopteri, Cyprinodontiformes, Nothobranchiidae.
GAGACAUCCAAAAUCAUAACAUUUUCAAGAGGACCAUAAAACAAAUUUUAUUGUUUUAAAAAAAUGUAUUUUCGCUUGUUUUUACUUAUUGUUGGGUAAGUGGUCGGAUAUAUCCCACACUGGAGUGCCUGUUGGGGUUCAUCUUGCGGCCAGCAGUGGGCGGUUUUUGCAGCUAUGAAUUUUCAUAGGUAUUUAGACUAAGUAUGUUUGUUUUAUUUACAUGCACUGUUGAUAGCAUUAUUGUAUUUUAAUACUGUGGACUCCAGGAAGACUAGCGACCACUGCUGUGGAAGCUAAUGGGGAUCCAAAUAAACAAUAAACAUCUUACCUUCUUCUUACUCCUUUUUGGUGUGAUGGUCAAUUAAAGGUCUUGUCAUUCCUCAAAUUAAAAUGGCAAAGCUGGUUCACUGAAGAAAAAGACAUUACAUUUUUACCGCAAAUUUUAACCCAAUAUGCUGGGUCAUAUUGUUUGACCCAAUCGUGGGUUAAACUGACCCAACCAGAUGAUUUUUAGCCCCAACCCAGCAGUUGGGUUGGUCUAAUAACCCAACUGUUUUUACUGUGUAGGCGUAAUUUCAGCCAGCCAAUCAGUCCGUAUUGUCGCCUCGGUCUCAGUCUGACUGCUGGGGAGAAUGUUUGAGAAAAAGAGUCUUCUCAGCACAGAAAACGCAAAUCUGACCUGUGUGUGAAACCAAAUUCCGGUGCCAAUAGGGACUGGACCGAUGCUAGUGUAUAAGCACCAAUAGAGAGGUUAGAAUGACCUGUAUCAGGGCUCCUGGGACAGAUGAAAGUCGAAAGAAUGUUUUUUAUGCUUUUUAGAGGCUCAAAACACAGUUUUAGAUUGUUGAUUAACUGCAUUAUUAGUCCUGUUAAAUAAACAGUUUCAUAACUCUGACCCCGUACACCAGCACUGUUCAGACCUGGAAUUCCCAUUUGCUGCUGUGGAGCGUGUUUGAGUGUCAGCUGCUGUGUUUGCAAGUGAAACAGGAGAGACAAAGGGUGUGUGAUAUACGAUUUCUGUGUCAUGAUCCACAUGUGACGGCAGAGGAUCCAGGCGGCUCCCUCCUCCUGUUGGCUUCGCUGUUGAAGGCAGAAUGAGGAAGCGUGACUGUGGGACAGAGGAGAGGCAGAGGGAGGAGGUGGGAGGCAGACAGAGAGAGCAGCUGGCUGGGAGACAAUAGUAGAACAAAUGCUGUGUUGCAUUCAGGAUCUGAGCCUCUCUGCUGCUGGCUGCUGAAGGUAGGACCACUCACCUGGAUCCACUGAAGUAGGACCCGUCAAGACCUGCUCUUCUAUCCAUCAACAGAAGUUCCAGCCGUGUACCUCCAGAAGAGAUCCUUCUUGGGCCCUGCUUUGCUGUUUGACGGGUCCCGCUGUCUUGUGGCAUUCAUAACCACCCUCAUCACCACAUUAGAAAAAGAAGAUGUAGCGAUGAGGUGGAUUGAGAUGAUGAGAGGUGGAGAAGCUUCGUGACUACCUCUUCCUCUUACAGCUACCUGAAUUCACCCCUCUUCUGUGCUAGAAGGAACCAAAGAACCUCAAACACAGUUUGACAUCAGAAGAGAAAACACAGACCAAUGCUUCAUAAGCGUGACUUCCUGGACACUCUUUAAGGAUCGGAAUCAGGAAUAUUGGGAUGUCCCAGUCAUGAAAACUUCAUUGUCAAUGAGCCCUCCUUCUGGCCUAUUGCUGGUCCUGAUGUUCUGCCCCCUGCUGGGCUUUGUCCCGUCCUCCAGCAGCAACACUUCUGGGAACAACAGCCACCCUCAUCUGGGCAACACUGACCUAGAUCGCUGCAUGAGGCACCACUUUGUAGAAACCAUUACUCAUCCAAUUUACAAAUGCACCUCCAAGAUGGUGCUGCUGGCACGCUGUGAGGGCCACUGCAGGCACACCACCCGCUCAGACCCCCUAAUCUCCUUCAGCUCCGUGCUCAAACAGCCUUUCAAAAGCUCCUGUUCCUGCUGCCGGCCACGCACCUCCAACCUGAAGGCAGUGAGGCUGCGCUGCUCCGGUGGGAUGCGCAUCACAGCCACUUACAGAUACAUCUUAGCCUGCAACUGCAAGGAGUGCAGCUGAGCUGGCAGCAGCUCCUUCUCACCUUCCAGACUCUCAACAUCCAACAUUUUUCUUGGCCUCAGAAUAUAUGUUCAGAACCAGCAAAUCUGGAGAGACUAUUAGUUCCAAAUGGGAGUGAAAUGGUGUUUCGCUCUAAGCUUUGGUUUGGAGAUUAUAACACAUUGAGAUGCCAUCUGCAGGUCUAUGUACCCCUACGGAAGUCCCCGUUUAGAUCUGGAAUGUCGGGGGUCCAGCUUGGACCUUCUUGGAACUGACACCUGUAGAUAUGCAGCGGUUGCUGACCCUUCCAGUCUUGAGUUACUCCCAGGUCACGACAGUUUAUUGGCAUCAGCGAGACCCUGAAGGGGUCGUGAUGGUUAAACUUUUAUUCUGAAGGAACCGUUGCUGCAGGUGGAACAUGCAACAGAUUUAAUCCAGGCAACAGAUUUAAUCCAGCUUGUCGUUAGGUUCUUUCAGCUUUAAGAGGAAAGUUACGGAUUGGCCACUCCGAUAACUUCUCUAGAACGCUUGGAACUGAAGUUAAGAUGACGUGGGGCAUAGUUUUAUAAUUUGGAUGUUUUGAUUUACUGUCAAAUCAGAAUUUGACAACAAAAGCAAAUUAUACAAAUACCAACAAAAACCACGCCUCGCAUCAGAUCUGGAAGGUUCUGAUUGGAUCAGAAAAAGGAAAUGUGUCAUGUGACUUUAACAUUACGUGUGAUCAGUCUAGUGUAAAUAUUUAAAGUUAUAUUACUUAUUAAAAUACUAUCAUAGGAUUAUAAUAUCAAGUAAUUAAUAUUCUCAUUUCACAGAUUGAUUGAACAUUGAGUUUCACAUGAAUAUUUGGACUAACAAAGUUAUUUGAUUACUAUUUAAAGAGUAAGAGUUCUGUCUUCUUUCUUCUUGCUUGUGCUGUCCGGAGAAGCAACAGUUUAGAUAAGAGCACCGAGCAUGAGUGGCCUUGGCCCAUAUCCUGUAGAUUAGGUUUGUGUCAGAAACUUAUGGCUUUGCUUGGGCAGAGCAAAUAGAGCAGGGCCUUUUAGGUCAAAGAUGGACAAUUCAUCACGCUACACCACACGUACGCACAUACACACACACACUUUUCAAGCUUAAAUCGUGUUUUUCACACAGAACAGAUCUACAAGUUUGUGCAUUUUGAAACCGAUCGGCCUUUCUAGAAACCGUUGCUCCUGGUCCAGUGUGAGACCCUCCUGGAGACAUGGCCUCUGCGAUUCCUCACACACACACACACACACACACACACACACACACACACACACACACACACACACACACACACACACACACACACAACUGCAGUGGGAAAUGGGUUAGGGUUAGGACAGCUUUCCCCCAGCUCACUGAAAAUGCGUUAAAUAACACAUCUGGUCAAAAGGCAGCAUGGGAAAGGACAAGGUGGGAACAUUAACAGGCAUGAGCCCAGGUACACAGGGAAUCUAGGAGCACCCUUACUCAACUACUAACAUUUGCACGCAUUCUUUUAUCUAGCUGGGUAAAACACCAGCGGUGUUGACAGAAGAGCCCACUGAGAGAAGAGAGGAGGCUAGAACCAAGGCUGAGCAAGGACGAAGGUGAUGCCCACCUGUGGGUGGUGGUGCAGACUGUCAGUCAUCAUAUUGUUUAAUCUGUAACCUACUGUGGAGUUGAUGUCAGUGUUAUUGUAACUGCAGCUGGUUUCAUACCAGGUUAAUAAAGCUGCAACUGAUGACCUA